UAUAAAUCGAAUCGUGGGAGGGUAGAAUCAUAGUUCAGUUGCAAUCUUCAAUCAGUACGCAGAACAACCAAUCCCAUUCAAAAUGUUCACCAAAUUGAUCUGCAUCGCCGCUGUGGCCAUUUCGUGCGUCAGUGCCAAGCCUGGGCUUGCUGCCCCAAUUGCCUACUCUGCACCGUUGGCCGUCGCUGCUCCGGCGCCAGCUUUUGUGACCGCUCAGAGCUCCCAGGUCAUCGCUCGUAACUACAAUGGAGUGGCUCCCCUGGCUUACACCGCAGCCGUCGCAUCCCCACUUGCCUAUAAUGCCCCCGCUUUAGCUGCUGCCGCCCCUGUGGCCUAUACUGCUGCCGGCCCUGUGGCUUACUCGGCCCCUGCUCUGGCUGGUGCCUCUCCACUGGCUUACACCGCUGCCUCUCCUCUGGCUUACACCGCUGCUGCUGCCUCCCCUCUGGCUUACACCGCUGCCACUCCAUUUGCUCGUACGCUGGCUACACCCUAUGCCGCCCCAUUCGCUGCUCCUUACAGCGCAUAUCCUUAUGUGCUGUAAAUUGAUUUGGACUGUUACUAAUGACUGAAUUUAUCAUCAAGGCUUGUACAGUUAUUGUUACCAUAGUUUUCUAAGGUGAUUUAAAUACACGACAUGAGUCAAAUUGA
Armigeres subalbatus is the source of this 651-nucleotide messenger RNA. RefSeq names its product cuticle protein 16.5-like. The transcript is spliced from 2 exons. Lineage: Eukaryota; Metazoa; Arthropoda; Insecta; Diptera; Culicidae. The record is from RefSeq and is a predicted model, not a curated record. Bases 83 to 544 code for a protein of 153 amino acids.